AUGGACACUGAUUUAUACGACGAGUUCGGAAAUUAUAUUGGUCCUAAUAUUUUAUCUGAUGAAGAAAUAGAAGACGAUGUGGAUAGUAUAGAGGAAUAUGAUGGUGAAAAGGCUGAUGAUGUUACCGAAUCACAAAUUCUCGAACAACCCGAUGAGGCUCUUGCGGUGGUUUUGCAUGAUGAUAAGAAGUACUAUCCUAGCGCCAUGGAAGUAUAUGGCCCUGAUGUUGAAACAUUGGUUCAAGAGGAGGAUGCACAACCAUUGACCCAACCACUGAUUGAGCCUAUCAAGAAAAAAAAUUUCGCUUAUUCUGAAUUUUCCUUUCCUUCUACAACCUAUGACCCUGAAUUUCUUGCUGAUAUGAUGGAUUGCCCAGAACUCAUUCGAUCUAUUGCCUUCUGUGGACAUCUUCAUCAUGGAAAGACCUCCUUUGUUGAUUGUCUAAUUGAACAAACUCACCCGGAUACCCAUGCGGUAGAAGAUAAGGAUCUUCGUUAUACAGAUUAUCUCAAAAUUGAAGUUGAGCGCGGUCUGAGUAUAAAGAGCACACCUAUGACUCUGGUUCUUCCUGAUAUGAAGAAUAAAUCAUAUCUCUUUAAUAUUUUCGACACUCCUGGACAUGUCAACUUCUCUGAUGAAGUAACAGCUGCAUUUCGGCUUUGCGAUGCUGUCAUCAUUUUUGUUGACGUUUUGGAAGGUGUUCUCAUGAACACUGAGCGUUUGAUCAAACACGCACUUCAAGAAAGACUUCCUAUAAUGCUCUGCAUCAAUAAAAUUGAUCGAUUGAUUCUUGAAUUGAAACUUCCGCCUAAUGAAGCUUAUUACAAUAUCAAAAAUAUUAUCGAUACAGUUAAUUCUCUGGUUGCAACUUACUCAGAAAGUGUUGGUGGCUAUUCGGAACCUCAGCAAAUUGUCAGUCCCCUUCUGGGCAACGUCUGUUUUGCCAGUUCUUACUAUCGAUUCUGUUUCACCUUAGAAUCGUUUGCUAAGAUCUACACAGACACUUAUGCUGACCCAGUAGAUUAUAAGAGCUUUGCUAAGAGACUUUGGGGAAAUCAGUACUUCAACGCUGAGGCGAGAACAUUCAGCUCAACUCCCACUUCAGAAACCUCAUCUCGAUCAUUUGUGGAAUUCAUUCUGGAGCCCAUCUACAAAAUAUUCGCACAGGCUGCAGGAGAUGUAGACACUUGUCUACCGUCGCUUUGCAAUGAAUUAGGUAUCCAUCUCUCCAAGUCUGAGUACAAAUUAAAUGUUCGACCUCUCCUGAGAAUCAUUUUCAGUCGAUUUUUUGGAGACUUCUCGGGUUUCGUCUCCAUGGUUGUAGAUCAAACACCAAGUCCUGUUGCUGGAGCUGAAGUAAAAAUUAGGCAUACUUAUACUGGUCCCCUAGACACGGAAGUUGCUCGAGAUAUGAUAAAAUGUCGAGCGACAUCCCCCCACUUAAUGGUUCAUACAACAAAAUUAUAUCCUGACGAAGAAGCAAUCUCAUUCCAUGCUUUUGGAAGGGUUCUUUCUGGACGUCUGGAGGCUGGACAGGAAGUCAAAGUACUUGGAGAAGCGUAUUCUCUUAGCGACGAGGAAGAUUCCAGGCCUGCUGUUGUUGGACGUCUCUGGGUUUUAUGUGGAAGAUAUCGAAUUGAGGUGAAUCGAGUUCCAGCAGGUAAUUGGGUACUUAUUGAGGGUGUUGAUCAGGCAAUUGUGAAGACUUCUACCAUCACUUCGCUACAGUCGACUGCAGAUACCUACAUCUUCCAUCCACUGGUAUUCAACACUAUUUCAAUUAUUAAAAUCUCUGUUGAACCAGCUAAUCCUUCGGAAUUGCCGAAGAUGCUUGAUGCGUUGAGAAAGGUGAACAAAAGCUAUCCUCUCCUCACGACCAAAGUAGAAGAAUCAGGAGAACGAAUAAUUCGCGGAACUGGAGAACUUUAUCUCGACUGUGUGAUGCAUGAUCUCCGCAAACUCUACUCCGAUAUCGAUGUUAAGGUUGCUGAUCCGGUUGUGGCCUUUUGUGAAACUGUCGUUGAAACCUCUUCUCUUAAGUGUUUCUCCGAAUCUCCUAAUAAAAAGAAUAAAAUCACAAUGAUAGCCGAGCCGUUGGAUAAGGGUUUAGCUGAGGAUAUUGAAAAUAAGGUUGUUCGAAUUGACUGGCCGAAGAAACAAAUGGGUGAAUUCUUUCUCAAGAAAUACGAUUGGGAUUUGCUAGCAGCUAGAUCAAUCUGGGCUUUCGGACCUGAUUCUACUGGGCCAAACAUUCUAGUAGAUGAUACCCUACCUUCAGAAGUUGAUAAGACCCUACUUGGAUCAGUGAAGGACUACAUCGUCCAGGGCUUCCAGUGGGGCACACGUGAGGGCCCACUUUGUGAUGAACCUAUUAGGAAUGUCAAGUUCAAAAUUCUGGAUGCCAUGAUUUCUAGUGAGGCACACCAACGUGGUUCAGGUCAGAUAAUUCCUACAGCACGUCGGGUCGCUUAUUCUGCUUUCAUGAUGGCAACACCGCGGUUAAUGGAACCCUACUACUAUGUGGAAGUGCAAAUGCCUGGGGAUUGUAUGUCGGCUGUCUACAAUGUUCUCAAACUUCGUAGAGGUCAUGUUACUCAUGAGGGUCCUGUUUCUGGGUCACCCUUAUACAGUAUCAAGGCUUACCUGCCUGUCAUUGAUUCGUUUGGGUUUGAGACGGAUUUGAGGACGCAUUCACAAGGACAGGCUUUCUGCAUGUCGGUAUUCGACCAUUGGCAAAUGGUGCCGGGUGAUCCGCUGGAUAGAACAAUUCACAUUCAACCUCUUGUAGCUCAACCCGCUACUCAUUUGGCUCGGGAGUUUAUGAUCAAGACUAGAAGACGAAAGGGACUGAAUGAGGAUGUCAGUAUUAACAAAUACUUCGACGAUCCCAUGUUGUUGGAAUUUGCAAAGCAGGACGUUAUGCUGAGUUACGCUUUGUAA
This is a messenger RNA of Rodentolepis nana, 2940 nucleotides long. Lineage: Eukaryota; Metazoa; Platyhelminthes; Cestoda; Cyclophyllidea; Hymenolepididae. The record is from the annotation of a GenBank genome assembly.